AUGGAGCCCGUGACAUUCGCUGUUUCCAUUGUCGCCAUCCUAAACAGUGCGUCAUCACUAACGCUGAAUACGCUCCAGCUCCUCCAGCGGUCCAAGAAGGGCAAUGCAGAGCUGGAAUCGCAGCUCAGUGAAAUAGUGGUGGUUAUGGAAGUAUUGCAAGAAUGUAAAGAUAUCGUACAAGCCAGUCAAAACACAAAGAUACCACGAUCGAUCGAACGUGCCAUAGCUAUGUGCGAUAGAAGAUUUCAAGAGCUGGUCGAGGUUAUGAACCUCAUCCAGGUUGUCUUGUCAGGAUCAAAUUCCCCAAUGGGAAGGUUGAAAAGAAGGAAGACGCUCAUGGAAACUGAACCCGAACGCAAAUCUGCUUUCAAGAACUUCAGAAGCGUUGUAUUGCUGCUACGUGAUCUUUGUGCAGACAUUCGGCUUCAACAGCAGCUUGUUGAUAUGAGCGCCGGUCUCGCUGAUCUGUUUAUGGACCGCUACGAUUGGGAGCCUCCGCAGAGGGCCAUCUCACGUCCAGGUCAUAUUUACAUGGACGAAGAGCCAGCACACUCAACAGAUGAACGAGAAGCAGAGAAACCAUUGGACCCUCUCAGUGGCAUUGGCAACUGGCGGCAAGCGAACCUCUCAGUCAAAAACGCGACUAUUCUGGUGGGCUCCGGCUCCGAAGUCUCAUCUACGCGUGCUAAGUACAUGCAUCUUCGGGCCAAAAUGGAUACUGGCUGUGACGAGAAUCUCAUUACAAUGAAGGUUGUCAAACGAGCGCAGAUCGACCAAUCACUGUUGAAGCCUAUCCAAGAAGAGGACCAAUUCGAAUUCACCAUGCUCAACGGUUUCAGUUGCGCGCCAGAGUUCAAGAUUACUCUGUCCUGGUAUCAGGACUGCGAUGAAAAGAUGCGUCGCUCCGACUUCUACGUGGUCAAAGAGGGGCCUUUUGACAUGCUCAUUGGAUCCCGUCGCUUUGCUCAGGAUUUCAGGGAGCGACAGGCUUUGCCAGUGGGUAAAAGGAGAAAGAACAAAGCAAGUCGUAAAAGGGAACAAGAGGAACACACUCGACACCUCAUUGACGAGGAGAUUGAGGAGAUACAAGAACGGAACGAACAAAAAAGUAAGCAUGUACUACAGGGCCUCCAUCAACAAGGGAUGGGCUUCCAAAUACAUACUGGUUCUGCAGCACCAGGCCAGCCGUCAGGAGGAGCUGCUGCACUAUCUCUUUCUAUUACACCACCACCACCACCAAGCACUGCGAUCCUACCAAGUCAGAAGCCAGACGAGAAACAGCACUUCGCGAGUCCCUUGACAACUCCCCCGUCUCCGCUACCUUCAGCACCACACGUUAUCUCAUUACAAGGACAAACAUCUCCGGAACAGGGCCAAACAUCCCCUGGACAGGGGCCAAUGUCACUGAGCUCCUCGGCUUCACCGUUGUCUUUGAUUAACACGAAGCCUCUGCCAAUGGCUCCAGCCCAGCGGCCCAAUCCCUCAUCAAGCUUGUCACCUCGGGCCCAAGUGAAGGCGACUCUGCCUUCGCCUGAAGACGUCCAGGCACCACAAACCCAGAGCCAACAAUCGCAAGUACCACCAACGGUUGGAACAUCACAGACACCUCAGCUGCUACCAGCUGCUCCGAAUCAAGCCGACCCCAUCGCGAUGUCGGGUGCUCUCGCGCCCCAGCUCUCUUCAGCAUCUUAUAGUAGCUCAUUAUCCGCAAGUCAUGGACCUGAGACCACCCCUCAAGCCAGUAUAGCUUCCACAAAUACAGGACAGAAUGGCACUGCAAUGCCAGACAUGCCGGGUCAGACCGUAGUGAAGCCUGUUAUGCCACUGAAUAAUGGUAAUAAUACAGCUGCGGGUUCAGCCAAGAAGCGAGGAAGGUUCUUCUCAUUUCUGCGCACACGAAAGCAAAAUCAAUAG
Fonsecaea multimorphosa CBS 102226 is the source of this 1914-nucleotide messenger RNA. RefSeq lists its product as uncharacterized. The record is from RefSeq and is a predicted model, not a curated record. Bases 1 to 1914 code for a protein of 637 amino acids. The transcript has 5 exons. Lineage: Eukaryota; Fungi; Ascomycota; Eurotiomycetes; Chaetothyriales; Herpotrichiellaceae.